AUGUAUCCCCCAGAGCUCCCCUCCAAGCUUGUCACCGUCCCCUGGUCCGAGGCUCUCAAUGUCGAGGCCAACCCACGCAGAUGCGACUCAUCUCCAGGCCCAUUCUCUCUAACCGUCCCUCACGCUAUCAUCCGAAACACCCAUCUCUACAACCAGCUCCUAUAUGCUGAAGAGCUCGACAACCGAUCCCUCAGGGACGUCAUCAGUCCUCUCUGUGAAGAGAUCGCGCGCUAUCAGAAGCAAGACAACAAUGAGAUGUACGGCCUCUCCAAGACCAUCGUCAUCAAGUAUGGCGAGACUUCUCUCCGCGUCAUCCGUCGUAUGUGGGACCUCAACCUGGUCUAUAACUCUCGCCCUGAGAUCCCGGGCGACAUUCCUCUUGUCUUCGCUCAGGGCACUUGGUCUGGUACUCUCCGCGACACGGUUCUGUACCGUAUGCACUAUGCCGAGGACUUUAAGAUUGCAAACCACAACCAGUUCAAGAACGGCGCUUACGUCACCAACGUCCUUACUCAGGAUCACCGCGACCAAGUUGAGCGCGCCGCCAAAGAACGCGAGGUCCUGUCCGCCGUGUGGCAGGAAGUGACUGAGAGCUCUAAGCUCAAAUUCUCUAGCUCUACAUGCCUAGGCAUGGCAAAGGAGUCUGCACUAGAGCUCUGCCUCGAGACUGUCGAAACCUUCCACGAGACUCUUGACAGGGUCUCAGAUGACAAGGAGUAUGAGAUUUAUAACGGGGAUACAGAAGAUGUUCAUCACCAUCAGGCCCGCCAGCUGUUGCAUAUUGCAGCCCGAGCUGCUGCCAACUGGGAACCUCGACAGCCUGGAUCUUCUGACAAUAUUCUUGUUGUGUACUGUGAAGACAUGCUCCGACGCCGUAGGAACGAGAUCCGCAAGCAGAACGCAGAACUGCGACAGCAGCUUGAGGCCAUUCUCGGAGAUACUCGUGGAGGGCAAGUCGGAAUGGGUAGCGAUGGUGAGAGCGAAUAUGACAGUGACGAUGAGUCUGAGGAUUCUGAAGAUUCUGAUCUUCCUAUGUUUGGCCACUACAACUAA
Molecule: messenger RNA, 1053 nt
Organism: Fusarium mangiferae
Lineage: Eukaryota; Fungi; Ascomycota; Sordariomycetes; Hypocreales; Nectriaceae
Exons: 2
Coding region: 1-1053 (350 amino acids)
Source: RefSeq, a predicted model, not a curated record